Molecule: messenger RNA, 1252 nt
Organism: Phragmites australis (common reed)
Lineage: Eukaryota; Viridiplantae; Streptophyta; Magnoliopsida; Poales; Poaceae
Product: tricin synthase 1-like
Exons: 3
Coding region: 328-1068 (246 amino acids)
Molecular function (GO): O-methyltransferase activity; S-adenosylmethionine-dependent methyltransferase activity
Source: RefSeq, a predicted model, not a curated record
UCCUUAUCACGACGACCGUAUCAAGUUGUUCAAUUUUUAAAAAUGUUUCUCGCUAGGUUUGAUGGGUCAAAGAUUAGAGGGACUGAGAUCGCUUCUGAGAAGAGGGUGAGUGUCAAGUAAAUCAGUUGCUUUAUAAAGGGAGAGGCUGGUCGCGGAUACAGCUAUCAAGCAACACCAUUACACCAACCCUCGUGGCGUUUUAAGCUGAUAAAAUAUCGUUGGGAGGACGUGUAGGGGGUGAGCUGUGAGGAGCUAGCACUACCCUGCACCGGCUAGCUAGAGCGCGCGAGGAAAGCAGAGGAGAUAGGCAGCGAGAGCAAGGGAGCCAUGGCGGCCGGCGGCGACACGGUGCCCAACGUCCACAGCGACAUCGAUAGCAACAACAAGACGCUGCUCAAGAGCGAAGCCCUGUACCAGUAUGUCCUGGACACGACGGUGCUGCCACACGAGCCGGACUGCAUGCGCGACCUGCGACUCGUCACGGACAAGCACGAGUGGGGGUUCAUGCAGUCGUCCCCGGACGAGGCGCCGCUGCUGCGGAUGCUGAUCAAGCUGACCGGCGCCAAGAACACCCUCGAGGUGGGCGUGUUCACCGGCUACUCGCUCCUCGCCACCGCGCUGGCCCUCCCCGACGACGGCAAGGUCAUCGCCAUCGACGUCGACCGCGACUGCUACGAGGUGGGCCGGCCGUUCAUCGAGAAGGCCGGCGUGGCGCACAAGGUGGACUUCCGCGAGGGCCCCGGGCUGGAGCGCCUCGACGAGCUGCUCGCCGACGAGCGCAACCUGGGGCGGUUCGACUUCGCGUUCGUGGACGCGGACAAGCCCAACUACGUGCGGUACCACGAGCAGUUGCUGCGCCUGGUGCGCGUGGGCGGCACCAUCGUGUACGACAACACGCUGUGGGGCGGCACUGUGGCGCUGCCCCCCGACACGCCGCUGUCGGACCUGGACCGCCGGUUCUCCGUCGCCAUACGGGACCUCAACGCCAGGCUCUCCGCCGACGAGCGCGUCGAGGUGUGCCAGCUCACCAUCGCCGAUGGCGUCACCAUCUGCCGCCGCGUCGUGUGAGCGCGAGGCAACCGUCACGUGUGGUGUGGCGGCUUGAUUCCUUCCUUUUCGCUGUUCCAGAGUCUACGAUGGUUUCCAUGAUAAUUUCUUUUCCCCUUUUUUUUGCAUGUUGAAAGCCUCAGAUUGUGUGGUUAUUGUACUUGUGCUUCCUGAACUGGAAUAACUACAGCGCAUUAAAUUGUCA